AAGAAAGACGACAAGGCAAUUAGAAAGCGCGCCCCGCUGCGAAUCGUCGCCAUGUGUGGUGGUGGUGUUGGUGGCGACGACGCCGUCGACAUCGGCUACCGUAACUUCAACAACGGGGAAGUGUGCCGCUUGUCCGGUCGACGAGACAUUUGUGCAGUUGCGCGUGUCAAUGCGCACGCGACAAAUUGCGGACGCAAUUUGACAAUCGUUCGCGAGACUCUCGUGUAA
Strongylus vulgaris is the source of this 228-nucleotide messenger RNA. The record is from the annotation of a GenBank genome assembly. NCBI's taxonomy places the organism in Eukaryota, Metazoa, Nematoda, Chromadorea, Rhabditida, Strongylidae.